Molecule: messenger RNA, 189 nt
Organism: Letharia columbiana
Lineage: Eukaryota; Fungi; Ascomycota; Lecanoromycetes; Lecanorales; Parmeliaceae
Exons: 1
Coding region: 1-189 (62 amino acids)
Source: RefSeq, a predicted model, not a curated record
AUGUCUCCUGCCGCUACAGAAUCCUGGGAAUCCUGGGAAUCCUGGGAGAUCGACCGUUGGUUGCAUGCCCUUCGCCCCACUCAUUUUCACCCAGUGCUGAGUCUGGCAAUCACCAAUCUCGACGGGGUGCAGCGUGCAACGCCAAUCGACCCAUACGGCAUCAGCCUUGCGGGCCAGAGCGAGCUCUGA